UUGUCGGAGAGGAGAUGCCUGAUGGGGAGGCGCGCAAUUAAAACGAAAGAAGAAUGAUUGCGACGGAUAGGGAGGGAGAAGGCGGGAUUGAAUGAGGGCGUGGCUUCUCUCAUACGAGGCGACGAUCCCCCAUCGUUCAUGUCCUCUCGUCGCACAAGUCAGGAAUCCGCGUGUCGCUUUCAGCUGGCGCCCUUCCGCCAACCCUCUUCAACGCCCGCCAUGCGCUCCUCCUCGACAUCGUUGUUUUCCCCUCCUCUUUAUCCCCCGCCUUUCCUCCCACCCCCCGUACGGCAUCCACGCCGUGUGCGCGCUGUGGCACCUUCCAUUACGCACUCGUGCCACCGCUGCCGAUUGUGUUGCACGUUCCUUGUCUAGAGGCCAUGUUGCGCGAUCUACCUUAUAUUCAGCGAGCGGCCGACGUCCCUUUGUGGCCGCAGAUCGAGGACCCGGGACUGAGUGAUCUGUUGGCCGCUGGCCGCCAUGUGCGCUACCCCGACGCGCCAUCGACGAUGCCGCACAAACUCGUCCGCACAAGUAAAAGAAAUGCUGACGCUGCCGUCGAUCUGAGCGAAUGCGCGCCGGGUGGUCGCGGACUUGGCGGGGAGGUGCGGCAUUUCAUUUUCGCCCCAGGCGAUCGAUGUUCAAAAGUCGCGUCGCAGUCGGGGAUCGUGCACCCCGUCGCGUUUGCGGUCGAGCCUGCUCUCUUCUCAUCCUCUUUGUCGCGCCAAAAGACCUCUGCAAGGCCACUCUGCACCGAUUCACACGCCCACUCAUUCUCCUGCAGCUACCCUGAGCUCCCUGCCAGUUCCCGGCGUCUGCCACUCGAGUACCCGUGGGCCGCACACCCCUUGCUCGCGGAGUACUUCUGCACGCCUUCUACCGCCUCUCCGGAGUUCUACCCUCUGUCUACGCACUUCCACACUCGUGAUUCGCCAAUGCGUGAGCUGAGCGUGCCUGAAACCGUGCUAGAUAGUGUUGCGGGGCCCUACACCAUCUCCAGCAACCCACCGAACCCCAAAACCAGCUUCCGGGUUGGAGAUUGGAUUUGCACAGUAACCAACUGCGCCGCGCAUAACUUCGGACGGAACUCGACGUGCAUUGGCUGUGGCCGCCACCGUAACGAAGACCCUCAAGGCAUAAUGCAGCCGCCCAGUCCAUCCUACGUGGGCCCAUCCGCCAACCGCUUUUCCCCGCGAUUCGCCUCGUUUUCGCAGGCUCAGGCCCACUACGACGCUUUUGCUGUCCAGCAGCCGCUUCAUCCUUCUCUGCAACGUUCGCGUACGCACAGUUCACCGGGCUCGCUAGCGUCGCGCCUGCCUUCCGUACAACAAGCGCCCAUGGCGGGUCAGCGGUCUUGCAGCCCGUAUCCGUUGCUCACGCCCUCUGGUCGGGCGUUGAGCAUCGGCGGACGCGUGCAAAACGUCUCAGGCGAUCCGAUGACGCCAUGCAUCAUGUAUUGGCCGGACAAUGAGCCCCUACCGGAGCAGGGGCAGAUCCGCCCCCUGGGGUCGAGCGUGAUAUCAUACCCACCCAUCAUCAAUACUGGCAACAAGGGUGCGGCAGAAAAGCAGCCCGGCGACUGGAUCUGCCAGAAGUGUCACUACCUCAACUGGCGCCGCAGGAAGGUCUGCCAGACGUGCUAUCCGUAUGCGGAGGGAAAUGGCGACUCCAUUUCAGCCACCGUUCAGGCAGAACGGAUUGCGCUACUCGAAAACGUGCUCGCGACGCAGGUGAGCCGCGUGACGAAGCAGGAGAGCACGCCGCUGCCUGAGGCCACACGCGUGCUGCUUCCCGCCUCGGAGCGCAUGGCAUAUCGCUCGCCUGUGUCGCCCUUCUCGCCUCCCUCGCCUUGGGCGCCUCAUCCGCAACGCUCGGCGUCACUCGGCUUGCAGGCGCAUCCAAGCCCGAUAUACCAGACGGACGGCAAUCCGGCCACGGCGACUCUGUUGCCGUCGUUCCUGCAUGAGAUCGUGCAGUCGCCAUCCCUGUCGCCGUCGACGUCGACUUCAUCCGCGGAGCUCUCGCUGGAGGAGUAUGACGAGGCCGUGCUGCGCGGGUACGCGCGCGCGGAGCGCCCGCGUGCAGAGAAGCUGCGCGGCACCAGCGGAUCGUCGUCGUCGUUUGCGCUGCCCGGGAACAGUAUUUGGAAAAUGGAUGGCGAGGAGACGAAGACGCUGUCAACGUCCGGCGCGGCGAUCGUCCCGCCCGCCAAGAAGUUCUGAUGGAUCCAACCUGCACUAGCAAAGGAUUGGGCGGUAAGUCGGACCGCUACUCGACGAUAGUACGUAGAGGUCCACGCUGACUUACAUGUGCAGUGGCU
Messenger RNA from Laetiporus sulphureus 93-53, 2320 nucleotides. RefSeq lists its product as uncharacterized. The transcript has 7 exons. Gene Ontology annotation, molecular function: transcription coregulator activity; RNA binding. The record is from RefSeq and is a predicted model, not a curated record. The coding region runs from base 381 to 2222 and encodes 613 amino acids. Lineage: Eukaryota; Fungi; Basidiomycota; Agaricomycetes; Polyporales; Laetiporaceae. Gene Ontology annotation, biological process: regulation of DNA-templated transcription. Gene Ontology annotation, cellular component: nucleus.